GGGAGAGCCGCCCGGUGGGGGAGCGUGGGCGCGGACGGGAGGUUCCGGAGCGGGUGUGGGGUUGAGGCAGCGAGCGGAGUAACGGGAGCGAGAGGGAAUUAUUUUGAGUGCGGAACUCCCCGGUUCCCCUCGCCACUUCCGGGUCGGUGCCAGAAGCAAGAGCUUGGGCCACCAAUCCUGAGCUGUAGACCACUAAGCUCAGCAUCCUGACUUGGUGCUGCCUUUGGGAUGGAUCAAGAUGGUGACUCAAGUGAUCAGCCCAGGGGCCAGGACCCACUCCUGUUGCUGAAAACCCUUCAGCCUCUCUGGACAAUGAAAAAGAUGAAGAAGCUUCAGGAAGAAAUCAGGCGGGGCUUUGCAGAACUGGAGGACCCAUUGGCAGGACUCCUGGACAUGCUGGAAGGCAGCGGUGGUUGGAAGGGGAAAGGGCAUUCCCUCGGGUAUUGCAUCACCACCGAGCUGCAGCUUUGGAUAGAAGAACAUCCUGCUGUUCAACAGUCUGGCAUCAAGCUGAAGAAGCUGCAGGCCCGUGUACUCAGCAUCCUAGCAGAGUGCCCAACUAAUCUUCUUGACCCUCUGAUUAGCAUUUACCAGCUCCAUACAGCAGACCGGAACUAUUUGCUUGAACAUGUCACUCAUCUUUAUCAGCAGGGCAAUUACAAAGAGGCAGCCAUACUGAGCAUUAGGCUAAAAUUACAAUCACAUCAAGAUGUGGAGAAGAUGUGUACACCACUACUGCUCCAAGAUAAAACCAACUUGGUGGAAGAUUAUGUGAGAGACUAUCCUGAGCUCCAGAGCAAGCUCUUGCAGAUCCUGGACACGUGGUGUGAACCUGGGUUUAAUAUCAGAGACAUCACAAGACAAUAUCAAGGCCUCUCCAGGUGCAAACCAGAUAAAUUUAACCGGAAAAUGCUGAGCAAGUUGGUCUUCAGGCUCCUGGGGCUGUUUCAUGUAGAUCCAGCUCUCUGCCCUAAUGCCAUAAAUCAGAGGCACUUGAGAACCCUGAACUACCUCUUUUACAAGAGGUUUGUUGAGAAAACCAUGACUCAGGAGAAUUGGAGAGAUCACAUUCAGAGCACAGUUGGGGAGAAUCGAUGGCUCCAAGGGCACCUGAUCCAGUUGCUUAUCAAGUACUGUGAUUUGCCCACAGCAGCAAGAUGGGCACAGUGCUGCAAUGUGCCCAAGGAGAUGUUACCUCAAGAAGUGGCUGAUGAGCUUCAAAAGCUUCACAUCCAAGAGAGGGAAGAAGAGGCUGUGAAAACAGACAGUCAUGAAGAAAGUAAGAAGAAGGAUUAUUACCAGCUUCCUAUUCCACGGGCAAAUAUUCACUUCCUACAGACAUGGGAAGAGACACAGCAGUGCUGGGAAAAGGUGCUGCAGCCUGGGCAGGUUGUUGGCAUUGACAUGGAGUACAAGCCUUCAUUUGGCAUGGUUGGGAAGCCUCCUGUCUCCCUCCUCCAAAUUGCUCUGAAGGAUGAGGUGUUCCUGCUAGACCUGCCAAAGCUUCUGGAGCAAGCUGAGACUGAGGGUGAGAAGGAGAAGCUUCCUCAUUUCAUCCAGCUGCUCUAUUCAGAUGCAGCCAUCACUAAACUAGGUUAUGGGAUGUCUGGAGACCUCAGCAGCCUUGCAGCCACUUGUUCUGCUUUGAAAGACACCGACAAGCGAGCACGAGGUGUGCUGGACCUGCUCCAAGUAGACAAACAACUGCAAAAGAGCUUCACUGACUCCAAGAAGGGUGGCCAGAAGGUAGAUGCACUGGAGCAGAGCUGUGAGGAUAAAGGUUCCAGGCAACAGGAGAAAGGACUCAGCCUCAUGGUGCAACAUGUGCUGGGGAAGCCUCUGGAUAAAACAGAGCAGCUGUCUAACUGGGAGAAACGGCCUCUGAGGGAGGAACAGAUCCUCUAUGCAGCUUCAGAUGCAUACUGUUUACUGGAGAUCUAUGAGAAAAUCUGUAAGGAUCCAGCAAGCUUUGGUCUGAGCUCAGACCUGACUGAAAGUCUGGUGGGAAAACCAAGCAUAAAACCCAUGGCAACGAAGCAGCUGCAUAAACAAGAAGUACCAUCACCUUCUGGACAGCAAUGCAAAGGAUCUACCAAGGAGACCUCAUGUUCCUCUGCUCCCAUCUCCCCAAAGGAUUUCAAGGUGGUCUGUGACAACAUGCUGCAGGGCCUUGGGCGUUACCUUCGCUGCCUUGGUGUCGAUGUCCAGAUACUGGAGAAUGAGGAUGAUCACAGGAAAGCUGCUGAGAUUGCCCGACAGGAAGGAAGAGUCAUUUUAACCUCUGGACUCCCAUAUCGGACUCUGCAGUCCCAAGUAGCAGAAGGAAGGUGUUUCUCUGUCAACUGCUCAGAAAAGGCAAAAGAACAGGCCCUUCAGGUUCUGAAGCACUUCAACGUUCAGGUGUCCCUGGCAGACAUCUUCAGCCGCUGCCAGGUGUGCAACUGUGACAGGUACCUAAAGAUCCCCAGGGAGAGGAUGAAGCAGCUGGUGGAGGACAGCAGGCUGGCACAGGGUGGCAGUGGCUCAGGUUGCCUGGUGAGGUUUGUGGAGCCCAGCUGGAGCCAUGAUGCCACCAUGCCAGCCUGUGACACAGCCCAGCCCAGUGACACCCGGCACAGGGAGCAGGAGGAGCAGCCAGGGGGGUCUGUGGUGGUGGCAGAGGGGACAGUCCUGCAGGUUGACAGCAUCCCCCCUGGGGUCCUGGACAGAGCUGGGCUCACUGACUUCUACUGCUGCUCCCACUGUGGGAAGGUGUUUUGGGAAGGAUCCCACUUUGGACACGUCGUCUCCCAGUUUCAUGAUGUCCUUGUCCCUGCUGGGGACAAGCAGGGUAUCUAUGAGCUGAGCUGAGUGGGGACACUGGGGCUGGAGAUGCCUCCACAGUGCAGUGGGGACCACAGGGAACAUGUUCCCUGGUGAACCUGAUCAGAUUCAGGGUGGAGGUUUCUCGUGUGAGGCUGGAAGGGGCUCUUGUUUUGGGGGCUGGGGGGGGGGACAGUCACAUUUACACUCAUGGCUUGUGACACCCCAAGGAUACGUGGCCUCUAUGAGAUCAUUAAAUCAGAGGUGGUUGGGAAAUGGCCCAUUUGUUUUAUUCCUGCCUCUCCCAGGCUGGAUAUGGCAGGAGUAGGGCAGAGCUCUCCAGAAGACCAGCCUGACCAGUGCUGACCCCUUGUCUCCUGCCCCUCUGCUGGGUCCCUCAUGCUAUGGAGCUGGGAGCUGCAUCCCCAACAGCAGCACCCAACCUCCCUCCAAGGGGGACGGAGCAUCUCUGCUUCCAGUGUUGAAUCCUGUGUCAUCUCCUGGUCACUUCUAGGCCUUUAUCUGCCUUCCAUCUCCUUCAAUCUGUGAGCUCUGGUGCUUACAGCCAUCAGCUGCACUGGGGUAGGCUCAUCACCCCGGGACUUGGUUUAGGAGAAGACUCAGGGGAGACUCUGGAAGUUCCUGUGUACCUGUGGGCAUGGCAUGAAAUGGCUCCCAAAGGGUCUCAUCCAGCUCCUGGGGUUGGGGCAGGGACUGACAGCCUGCACAGCACCUCUCACCUCUUUCAGCUCUCCACAGGAGGUGAUGCCAAGGUGAGAUCUGUACAGCAAGGUCAUCUCCAGUCAUAGACACAGACAGCAUCAAACUCCACACUGGACUGGCCUUGAGCAGUAUCCAGGAAGUCAUAAAUUGUCCACUCUUGAAUGGUGGAUACACAUCAAAGGGAAUUAAACCAGC
This is a messenger RNA of Calypte anna (Anna's hummingbird), 3720 nucleotides long. RefSeq names its product exonuclease 3'-5' domain containing 3 (gene EXD3). The record is from RefSeq and is a predicted model, not a curated record. The coding region runs from base 229 to 2850 and encodes 873 amino acids. Gene Ontology annotation, biological process: nucleobase-containing compound metabolic process. Gene Ontology annotation, molecular function: nucleic acid binding; 3'-5' exonuclease activity. The transcript is spliced from 21 exons. Lineage: Eukaryota; Metazoa; Chordata; Aves; Apodiformes; Trochilidae.